Molecule: messenger RNA, 375 nt
Organism: Mytilus trossulus (common blue mussel)
Lineage: Eukaryota; Metazoa; Mollusca; Bivalvia; Mytilida; Mytilidae
Exons: 4
Coding region: 1-339 (112 amino acids)
Biological process (GO): sensory perception of taste
Cellular component (GO): membrane
Source: RefSeq, a predicted model, not a curated record
AUGGCCGACAUGAAAAGACGUUGUAUAACCGUAGAGCCAGCUUGUCUUCAUGAAAAAGACAAAGAAAUUCCGAUAAAGGGGGCACACAAACCAACGCACAUCUUGUAUGUUCUACCUCUAAGAAAUGUGUCAACUGAAUUUUCACUUCAGUACAGUACAUUUCUAAAACAGCUGACCGAUCCUGUAGGAAUUUCUGUAAUGAACCUAUUCAUCAUCGACAAGACAACUUUUCUCACUUUAAGUGGAAUGCUGGCAACAUAUUUUGUUGUACUUCUUCAAUUUAAACAGUCAUUGGAACCCGCAACCAUUUCUAACUCAACAUUAUCAUCAACAGCUUGAAGUAACCAGAUCUAACUCAACUUUAUUAUCAAUAGA